CUGUAGGAUCGUCAGCCAUGGUGGCAUUGUGUGUCCUGGUGUGCCGGAGCCAGUCCCAGAAGAGAGGGGAGGCUGAGCCCAGAGCGCGGGGUUGCUUCAGCAGGGAAGACUCCCUUCCCCCUGCUUCAGGCUGCUGAGCACUGAGCAGCGCUCAGAAUGGAAGCCAUCGCCAAAUAUGACUUCAAAGCCACUGCAGACGACGAGCUGAGCUUCAAAAGAGGGGACAUUCUCAAGGUUUUGAAUGAAGAAUGUGAUCAGAACUGGUACAAGGCAGAACUCAAUGGGAAAGAUGGCUUCAUUCCCAAGAAUUACAUAGAAAUGAAGCCACAUCCGUGGUUUUUUGGCAAAAUCCCCAGAGCCAAGGCAGAAGAAAUGCUUAGCAAACAGCGGCACGAUGGAGCCUUCCUCAUCCGAGAGAGUGAGAGUGCGCCUGGGGAUUUCUCCCUCUCUGUCAAGUUUGGAAACGAUGUGCAGCACUUCAAGGUGCUCCGAGAUGGAGCCGGAAAGUAUUUCCUUUGGGUGGUAAAGUUCAAUUCUUUGAAUGAGCUGGUAGAUUAUCACAGAUCUACAUCCGUCUCCAGAAACCAGCAGAUCUUCCUGCGGGACAUAGAGCAGGUGCCACAGCAGCCGACGUACGUCCAGGCCCUCUUUGACUUUGAUCCCCAGGAGGAUGGAGAGCUGGGCUUCCGUCGGGGAGACUUUAUCCACGUCAUGGAUAACUCAGACCCCAACUGGUGGAAAGGGGCUUGCCACGGGCAGACCGGCAUGUUUCCCCGCAAUUACGUCACCCCUGUGAACCGGAAUGUCUAAGAAUCAAGAAGAGAUUAUUUAAAGAAAGUGAAAAUUUUAAACAUGUACAAAAGAUUUAAACCCAUGAGCUGCUUCUAUCAGCAGCCCGUGCAGGAGCUCCGAACACCUGGCUGGGUCACCUGGUGAUCCUCUCACUUUGGUUGGAACUUUGGGGGGGCGGGAGGGGGAGUUGGAUAUAACAAUGCCAAAACUUACCUAUAAAUUAAGAGAGAGUUUUUAUUACAAAUUUUCACCGCUGCUCCUUGUUCUCCUCCUUUGUCCUUUUUUUCUUUGUUUUUUUCUCUUCUGUCCAUCAGUGCAUGACAUUUAAUGCCACAUAUAGUCCUAGCUGAUGCCAUUAAUAAAAGAAAAGAAACAAGUGGGCUGGUAUUUUCUCUAUGCAAAUGUCUGUUUAGUCGGAAUGACUGAGAACAGCCAUGGCUGGGUUCUCCAUUACACAGGAGGGGUGGGGGAAGCCCUUCCUCUGCAGUCCGCCCAGGGAGGCCCCGGAGGACUCUGCCCUGCAGCCCUGCAGCCCUGCAGCCCUGCAGCCCUCCUCCCAGCGUUUUGUCAGAGUUGGAAAUGGAGUGGGGUUGAGAGGAAGGAGCGUUGCCCCUCAUGACUUCCUGAGAAAGUUAGACAAACCUGUGUCUGUUUUCCCUUCCGAAUGUUAUUACUGAGCAUGUUUUUCAUAGUGCCUUUUUCCUUAUUUCAAGGGUUGCUUAUGAGUGGUGUUUAUUUGUUUUAUUUUACGAUAAGUUAAAGACAGUCCAGAGCUUUUCAGCCAAUUUAUCUCCUACUCUGUAAAUAUGUUUCCUUCGGUGGGGAGGGGAGAACAGGUAGAGAAGAGGCCAGCAGAAGAGGAGAAUAUGGGCCUCCUGCCUGUCCAAAGCAGGCGUCAUUAGGGUUCAGCUUUAAUAUUUGUGAGCCCCUGGAGCUGAAGGGACCCACAGCCUGGGUGCCUGGCGUUGCUGCCCCAGGGAGCGAUGUGACAGGCUGCAGCUCUCCCCACACUGGACUGGAUCUGGCCGAGAGGGGUCAGCAUCCUCGACCUUGCCGUCUCAGGUGUUGUCUGUCCCCUGUCUUAAUCCCCAGAGACCCCCGACUCAAAUCCCUAGAGUCAGCAAAUUUCGACCAAGGAAAGCCCGAGGAAUUCUAACUGUCCCUGUACACCUGUAUCAGGAUAUACCGCAUUCCUACACUGGGGUACAAUACGUCUUCAUCUUUCUUGCUCUGAAAAUCAGGGGUGUCUGUUCAUGCCUUUUAUCUUUUGUGUCCCCACCUAACGUGCCCAGGUGAGCCUUAGGGCAGCGUUCAAGAAGCAGCUGGGUGGUUUUCAUUGUCUCCAUUCACAGCGGGCUGUGUUGAUAGCUGCUCCACCCCAGCCCCCCAAAGGAAAUGCCUCCAUGAAGCAGGGAGAGCGGGAAGGGAAGACUGGAAAUCUGGGAAGACCGAGUCCACGGGAGACUGCCCACCUCCUGUCGGCUCGUCUGCGAGGGAGGUGCCUGUGAGCUUUCUCCACCCAGCCCCUUCCCACCACAGCCGGCCGGGAGCCGGUGCCGACCUUGGGUGCUGAUGUGGUCUUCAGCGGCUCCCUGGACUCUGGUCACGGAGCCGGGCUCAGGCCCAGGAGGCGGCUGCUGCUCUGGACAGAAUUCGGCCGCCUCGCUCCUCCCCGACAGCUUUCCUCGCUGAUGACAGGAACCUGGCGUUCUGUACCUGGGCCGUCUGAUUGUUUUAUUUUGGAAUUGGUGUAUAUCAUGAAGCCUUGCUGAGCUACGUUUUGUGUGUAUAUAUUUAAAAAAAAAUCAGUGUUUAAAUAAAAAGACCCAUGUACUUAAUCCUUUAACUCUGCGAAUAGAAUUUGGUAGGUAGUGAUUAACUGUGAACAAUAAACAUACAGUGACUUCUUCA
Molossus molossus (Pallas's mastiff bat) is the source of this 2703-nucleotide messenger RNA. It is a transcript of the gene GRB2, whose product is annotated as growth factor receptor bound protein 2. The record is from RefSeq and is a predicted model, not a curated record. Lineage: Eukaryota; Metazoa; Chordata; Mammalia; Chiroptera; Molossidae. The transcript has 6 exons. Gene Ontology annotation, molecular function: protein binding. Bases 157 to 810 code for a protein of 217 amino acids.